UCAAGCCUGGUUCCGUUCUAGGUCACAUUGAUUGAUUAACGGUAUAGCAUGAUUUUAUAUCUUCAAAUAUGUUAAUGGAUUAUCAAAGGCUUCAUUUUUGAAAGAAUUAAUUGUUUCUAGCAGUUCUGCCCUGCGCAAUUCAUCUUCACCGCAUUGGUUACCGAGUGAACCUCCCAAAUUAUUUACAAGUCAGUACGAUAAGGAAGCAAGCACAUUUCGGCGGCUACGAGAGAACCUUUUCAACCAUAUUACAUUCAUUCCGGAACUACAUUUUAUCCACAUUCCCCUCUAUUUCAAAUAGCGAUAUCGAUUACUUCAAGAUAAUUACCAUCUCGAUAGAAUUUAACGGAUUUUGAGAUUAUCUGCCAUUAGGCGGCAGAUCCGCCCGCCGCCAUGGCGACUGAUAAUCUCUCUCCAGCGGGGAGCAGUACAUAUUCAUCGGAUACGAUGUAUGUCGGAGAUGGGACUUGGGAUGCUACGAAAAAUGAUUUUCUGUUGCCAAAUUUGAUGGGGUUGAAUUUCGAGACGAUGAGGUAUAAUGGUGAGUGAAUCUUGAAAGCAUCAGGUCACUGACUGGCAUUGCCAUGGAUGAGGGAGCUGACAGAAGAUAGGAAUGGGAAAUCGAUUUGCGACCAUGCCUGGAUACAAAGGAUUAAUUACAGCUCAUGGUAUACUUGCUGCCAUUACGUUUCUUUUCAUUGUACCUGCAGCGGUAUUCAUUGCGAGAUUUUACGGUCGAGACAUAAGGAGAGCGAUACGAUACCAUAUAUAUUUACAAAUCAUGACGUUACUUCUAUCGACAGCUAUUUUCAUACUUGGGUGGAUGGCAGUCGGCCCUGCGCGAAGUUUGACAAAUCCUCAUCAUGGAAUUGGGUUGGCAAUUUAUGUCUUAAUUUGGGUACAAUUUCUAUCGGGCUGGUGGACACAUAAUUCGGAGAAAAAGCGAGUUUUGAGAAGAAUUCCUUUCAAAGCAUUCUUCCACCAAUGGAUAGGUCGCGUAACAGCACUACUUGCAAUUGCCCAAGUACCUUUAGGACUGACUUUGUAUGGAUCACCAAAAUAUCUCUUUAUACUCUUCGCUGUUUGGAUGGGUCUUCUAGUGUUGUUAUACUUCAUUCUUUCAUACAGAGCACUCCAAGCACUUCCAGAAGUAAUACGAGAAGGAAGUAGUCAUGGCGAGGUAAUUCGGGAGAGGAGGAAGAGCUCAUUUGGUGCAGGUAUACUCGGACCUUUACUUGCAGGCGCCGGAGCUGCUGCUUUGCUUGGAAAUCGAGAACGAGAACGAGAUCGGAGGAGGAGCAGGAGUCGCAGUCACAGCAGAGUCCGGGAAGAAGUUAUACCUUCGCGCCGUGGGUCAAGAUCUCGGCGUGGCUCCGUAAGCUAUGUCGAAGAGAAACAUGAAUCCAGGCAAAAAGACGAUGGAGGUGUGAUGGAUUCAUUGUUUAAGGGUGCGGCGGUUCUCGGUGCUGGCGCGCUUGCAAAGAGUUUUUUCGACCGACGACAACGAACACACCAUGCAGACGAAUAUUCCUCUGUUGCUCACGAUACUCCAGCUAGAAGGAAUCAUAGACGUAAUGACAGCGAGUAUAGUGAAUCUACUAUUCCUAUUGAGCGAACAGGUCGUUACGAAGAUCGUAGAGGAAAUCGUCCCACCUUACCUGGUCCCGGAAAAUCAGUACCUGCCGCAGCUGAAGCACGCCCAACGACCCCAAGGCCUGUGACUCCCGUGACUCCUCGACCAAUACGGAGUCAAGCCGGUCGAUCGCAUAGUUUUGAUUCUAUGAGUUAUUCUUACGAUUAUGGAUCCGGUAGUACUGUUAGUCCAUCUCGAAGACCGCAAGAAAAUCAUGGACUACGAAAUGGGCUGCUAGCUGGCUUGGGAAUAGGCUGGUUUACCAAGAAAAUGAAAGAUCGCAAGGAAAAGAAGGAAAUGGAUCGGAUUGAACGCGAUGAAGAUGAAAGAUAUGAACGAGAAAGAGCUUCUCGACAUAUUAAUCAAGGCUCACAUUUGACAAGCGACGCAUUUCCACCAAGAACUAAUCUCAGACGAAGCUCUAUAGAAUCAUCAGAACUUUCAUCACUAGUCGACCCUCAUCCUAGACCCGUAGCAUCAGCAUCAGCGCCACCCCCAAUUCCUGUUAGUAUGGGUCAAUCUCAUUCCCGCCAUGAUGUCGUAACAGAACCAGUCUCAAUGCCUCGCAUGCCCGGCGACACACAUGGUAUCCUCCAUCUGCCUUCCGAUAGUGAUAUAACACCAACUCCUGGUCGAAAUCUUCCCCGAUCGCCGAUUCGCAGAGAUGAAGGUGAGGCUGCUGCAGCUGCCGCGGUAGCCGGAGCUGCUACUCUAGCUGCAGAAGAGGAACGUCGCCGUCAAAGAUCUCGCUCCAGGUCUGCCGUCGCAAGUCCACCUGUCAGUGUUAAAGUCAGAAUGCACGGAGACAAAGAUCGCAAUGUUACUUUACGGCGACUUACAGAACAGGAAGCAGCAGCCGAACGUGCAUCGAGAAGAGCUCGAAGUGGCCAAAGACGUUCAGGAAGGGAUUCCAUAAGUGAUUUCAGUGAUGGUGAGGUUUCAUCUCGAUAUCGGAGAGAAGCAGAAAAGAGGGCGGAAAGGAGGGCAGAAUCAAUGGUCAGAGAUAAAAAUGAUGAAGCGGGCCUCCCACCACCACCAAUAGGUCCCUUGACGCCACCUAACCCUGCAUUUUCAGGAGGAAAGAAACCUAAAGACUCAGCUUACUAUUCUGGAAGACCACAGAGUUCUGGUAGACCACAAAGCGCUGGCAACCAAGAUCCGAGUGUAGCUGGAGGGAGUGUGUUUGAAGCGGGGAAGAGUAAUAUGUCAGAAGAUACUCAUGGUACAUGGAGUGCAAUGAGUCCUGAUUCUGGCACGGAUCAUGCUAGGGAAAGGAGGCAAAGGAGGAGAAUGGAGAGACAGAGGCGAAGUAUAGGGGCAGGGACGGCAGGCACAGUUGAUUUUACUUGAGUUCUUUGUGCUCGAGUUGUAUUAUUGUUUGGUGUUUGGUGUUGGAAAAAAAGGUUUGAUUUUUGGUAGAAAUGAGGUCGAGGAGAUGGUAAAAUGGAACGAAAUGCAUAAUGUCUGUUUGUUUCACCUCGAAUCCUUUUGUAUAUGGAUGAUGGAAUGACGAAUGAGGACCGCAUAGGGUCAUCAUAGGAUACGAAAUUUUUUUCAUGAGAAAUGGUUGGAGAUGUGUUGAGAAAAUUAGGCGAGCAACUACAAUUUCGCGUAGAUACGAUACCUAGCUUAGCUAACUGUAUGUUUGUUGUUUAGCUUACUUUUUCUACAUAUUAUAUAAUUGUUAUU
Molecule: messenger RNA, 3322 nt
Organism: Sclerotinia trifoliorum
Lineage: Eukaryota; Fungi; Ascomycota; Leotiomycetes; Helotiales; Sclerotiniaceae
Source: the annotation of a GenBank genome assembly